AGCAUACACCAACUCAUAGCACAAAAUCAGUUUCCAAAAUGAAGUCUCUUCUUUACUCUAUGUCUACAUUAGUUUUUGUUGUUCUCUUCUCAUUGCCAUGGGCAACUUCAGCUGAUACGCAUGAGAAUUUUCUUCAGUGCCUUUCUUCACGUCAUUCUGAAGACACAUCUUCCAUUUCUAAAGUUAUUUACACAGAAAGCAAUUCAUCUUAUUCCUCUGUUUUGGAGUCUACAAUUCAUAAUAGUAGAUUCUCAACCCCAACUACACCUAAACCUUUGGUUAUUGUAACACCAUUGCAUACUUCUCAUAUUCAAGCAGCAAUUUAUUGUUCAAGAAAAUAUGGGUUCCAAAUUAGAAUUCGUAGUGGUGGUCAUGAUUUCGAAGGUCUUUCUUAUGUUUCUGAAGUUCCAUAUAUCAUUGUUGAUUUGGUUAACUUUCGAUCAAUUGAUGUGGAUGUAGAAAAUAAAGUGGCAUGGGUUCAAUCAGGUGCAAUUACCGGAGAAUUGCAUUACAGAAUUGCCGAAAGGAGCAGAAGUCUUGCCUUUCCAGGUGCUCUCGGCCACACUGUGGGAAUUGGAGGAUAUUGUAGUGGAGGAGGUUACGGCUUACUGUUUCGGAAAUACGGUCUUGCAGCAGAUAAUAUAAUUGAUGCACAAUUUGUUGAUGUUAAUGGGAGAGUUCUUGACAGAAAAUCGAUGGGAGAAGAUUUGUUUUGGGCCAUUCGAGGAGGUGGAGGGGGUAGCUUCGGUAUUGUCCUUGCAUGGAAAGUAAAGUUGGUUCCUGUUCCAACCACUGUGACUGUAUUCUCAGUCAGCAAGACCUUGGAACAAAAUGCGACCCAGCUUCUUCAUCGUUGGCAAUACGUUGCACCCAAGCUUCCGUAUGAUAUAUACUCUGUCGUUACAGUAGUGAGGGUGAAUUCGAGUCAACAGGGGAAGCAGACGAUUUUAGCUUCCUUUAAUUCCUUGUUUCUUGGUGGAGUAAAUGAGCUUAUCCCAUUGAUGCAAGAGAGAUUUCCUGAGCUUGGACUUGUUGAAGAAGACUGCACCGAAAUGAGUUGGAUUGAGUCUCUUCUCUAUCUUGGCCAACUUCCAAAUGAAACCAUAGAUAUUUUACUUGACAGGAGUUACAGGAGUCCUCUUCUUAGUACUUCCUUCAAAUCAAAAUCUGAUUAUGUGAAAAAACCUAUUCCUGAAAUUGCUUUCAAGGGGAUAUGGUCCCAACUUUUCGAGGAAGAAGCACAAGAUGCUAGUUUAAGUUUUAUUGCUUAUGGAGGCAAAAUGGAUGAAUUUCCAGAGACUGCGACACCAUUCCCGCAUAGAGCUGGCAACUUGUACAAAAUCGUAUAUAACGUUGGCUGGCAAGAAGAAGACAACGUAAAUUCUCAAAGGUAUAUAAGCUGGAUAAGGAAACUUUACAGGUACACGAGCUCCUUUGUUUCGAAAUCUCCACGAGAAGCGUAUGUUAAUUAUAGAGAUCUUGACAUCGGAAUGAAUAACAAAGGUAACACAAGUUAUGCACAAGCAAGAGUUUGGGGUCGUAAAUAUUUUAAGAAUAACUUUGACAGGUUAGUAUCUGUUAAGACAAUGAUUGAUCCAGAGAACUUCUUCAGAUAUGAACAAAGUAUCCCUCCUUCAUUUUUUUAAUUGCAGAAGAUCACGUCAUGAGUGGAAUAUAUAGCCUGAUAAAUUAUGUACCAUUAAUACACUUUGCUUUAUAAUUAUAAGUGUUAUUUGGAAUAAAAUUUUAGCCUUUGUUUCUCCAAAUUUCUAUUCAAUAAAAGGAGACC
Molecule: messenger RNA, 1789 nt
Organism: Theobroma umbraticum
Lineage: Eukaryota; Viridiplantae; Streptophyta; Magnoliopsida; Malvales; Malvaceae
Source: RefSeq, a predicted model, not a curated record